Zophobas morio is the source of this 1078-nucleotide messenger RNA. RefSeq names its product brachyurin-like. The transcript has 7 exons. NCBI's taxonomy places the organism in Eukaryota, Metazoa, Arthropoda, Insecta, Coleoptera, Tenebrionidae. Bases 210 to 1019 code for a protein of 269 amino acids. The record is from RefSeq and is a predicted model, not a curated record. Gene Ontology annotation, molecular function: serine-type endopeptidase activity. Gene Ontology annotation, biological process: proteolysis.
UAUGACUCGAUAAAAGAAGCUUUAUGUGUAAAUUCUCAAAAUUAGCUUCAAUUAUUUUCAAUGAAAUGGCGGAAAAGCCUAUCUGCAGUCGUUCCAAGGACCCCUUUAAAACCAUACGUCUAAGUAGUAUAAACCCAUCGAUAAGAUAACAUUCCAACAAAAUUCUACAUAAGCUAUACUUUUUUUGAGUAAAAAAUUAACACAAAAAAAUGUUACUUCGAUCGGUAACAGUACUUUCACUUUUUGGAUUAACAAUAUCUUGGUGUUAUGGCCAUAAUGUGGACAGCUUCAGCCAUAAAAAUGGAAGAAUUAUUGGUGGAACUCCAGCAUAUCCGGCCCAGUAUCCGUUUAUGGCAGCCAUAACAGUUCAAAGUUCAACUACCAGAAUAUUUUGUGUAGGGGCACUUUUGAGUAACCAGUGGAUUUUAACUGCUGCUCAUUGUGUAAAUGGGGCUGUUUUAUUCACGAUACAAUUAGGGUCUAACAGUUUAUCAGAAGCCGAUUCUAAUCGGGUAACUUUAGCCACCUCCACGUAUGUCGUACAUCCAGAAUUUAAUCCAGAUACACUUGACCAUGAUGUUGGUCUCAUCAAACUUCGACUGCCAAUUGACUUUACAGAUUAUAUCAGAGCCGUAGAUUAUUUACCAUCAUCACCAAUUCUAGAAUUCCAGAACGUUAUAGCAGUAGGGUGGGGGCAAGUAACUGAUGCUGAUCCUAGUCUUUCUGAUGAACUGAGAUGGGUUCUAAUGUCAGCAAUAUCGAAUGAAGAAUGUCGAUUGACGUAUGGAAGUCAAAUCACAGAUUCUAUGGUUUGUGCCAGCGGCAAUUAUAAUGAAGGUCCUUGCCUUGGGGACAGUGGUGGUCCUUUGGUGCAUCUCCUGAAUGGAAGUCGUAUGGUAGUAGUUGCUGUUUCUAGUUUUGUUAGUGGAAAUGGUUGUGAAAGUCCAGAUCCUUCAGGAUAUACAAGGACGUUUCCGUAUGUGGACUGGAUAAGAAAUACUACGGAUCUAUGGGAAUAAAAAUGUAGAAAUUCUUAAUUAAGUUAAAUUAAAUACAUUCUCCUACAUUUAAAAUUAAA